Macrosiphum euphorbiae (potato aphid) is the source of this 402-nucleotide messenger RNA. The record is from the annotation of a GenBank genome assembly. Lineage: Eukaryota; Metazoa; Arthropoda; Insecta; Hemiptera; Aphididae.
AUGAGUUCUAGAGCGUCGGACAGCGGCGCAGAGUCUAGCGGAUCGGAAUCACCGCCCCCCGCAGCAGCCGGUCCAGCCACACGGUCACCGCCGUCGCCGUCGCCGCCGACGUCCUCCUCGGCAGCAGCAGCAGCAGCAGCCGCCGCGUCUCCCGGGAUUUUCAGAUUAACGUCGAGCAACGCGGAGUUGGUGUACUCGAACCUAGCAGCCAUGGUCAAUUCGUCGGGCGCUUCCGGUCCACAGCAACAGGCGGCUGUACUGUUCCGGUUGGGGCAGCUAGGCCGACAGCUCCAGGCUUCCGGACAGCAACCGUUCAUACUGCCGAUGCCGAAUCCGCCAGCGGCGCACCAGACGCCCGCCGAUCUCAGCAGCAAGUCGUCGCGGAACAAAUCGGAGCUCUGA